UGUGUUUCACCCGGAAGCAUUUUAGAAGUGCACAGACUAAAAUGGCAACAUGUUUGAUAAAUAGUGAUUCUGCUGACGAAAUAAAUGAUCCUGGUGCUGCUCCAUAUGGCAACUUUAUAAAUUACUACACCUUUAAUCCACCGGAGAACCGCCUGAGUUUGAUUCCAGCCACGCUCCUUCAGGAUUUAGGUUUUAGCGUCGGCCAUAAGACCACGCUGAUCCUGGACGUGGGGUGUAAUUCAGGGGAACUUAGUGUGGCCCUUUACAAGCAUCUGGUGCAGGAGCAAGUACAGGCAGAUGUGAACAAAGUUCAUCUCCUGGGCUUUGACUUAGAUGAGAACCUCAUUCAGAGGGCUCAGCAGACCAACCCUCUGCCCAGCUGCAUCUCCUUCAUCCCUCUGGACAUCACUACAGACACUCACCAGCUACAGGAUUACCUCAGCCAACAUGGCUGCCCCCACUUCCACCUGAGUCUGUGCCUGGCUGUUACGAUGUGGGUCCAUUUAAACCACGGAGACUCUGGCCUGCUGCAGCUUCUCUGUCACUUGGCCUCUAUCAGCAAGCACCUCCUGUUGGAGGCCCAGCCCUGGAAAUGCUACCGCUCAGCAGCCCGGAGGCUGCGGAAGCUGGGUCGAUCGGACUUUGACCACUUCAAAACCCUGAAGAUUCGGGGGGACAUGGCAGAACACAUCAAGGAGCACCUUGAGGGACACUGUGGCAUGGAGCUCAUGCAGAGCUUUGGCAGCACAGCAUGGGACCGAAAACUGCUACUAUUCAGAAAAAGAAAAGACUGAGGCACAAUGCUUUUAUCUUUUACAUGAGCACAACCAAAGAAAUAAAUGUGGGAAACAAAUGUA
Molecule: messenger RNA, 857 nt
Organism: Betta splendens (Siamese fighting fish)
Lineage: Eukaryota; Metazoa; Chordata; Actinopteri; Anabantiformes; Osphronemidae
Product: pre-miRNA 5'-monophosphate methyltransferase
Exons: 2
Coding region: 42-794 (250 amino acids)
Biological process (GO): miRNA metabolic process; negative regulation of pre-miRNA processing
Cellular component (GO): cytoplasm
Molecular function (GO): O-methyltransferase activity; RNA methyltransferase activity
Source: RefSeq, a predicted model, not a curated record